GCAAACCUUAGUUAUUCAAAAUUAUCGAAUAGUGCAUGAUGAUAUGCGAUUAAUUUUGUAUUGCAGAUGAGAACAUCAUCAAAUAAUUAUUAAUACAACAGUUUUAUAAAAAGAAAUCAAAAUGUUGGUAUUAUUUGAAACACCAGCGGGAUAUGCUAUCUUCAAGUUACUUGAUGAAAAUAAGUUGACAGAGGUGGAUAAUCUUUAUCAUAACUUUGAAUCUCCUGAAGCAGCUAGCAAAAUAGUUAAAUUGAAGCAUUUUGAAAAGUUUGCCGAUACUACUGAAGCUCUAGCAGCGACUACGGCCGCAGUAGAAGGUAAACUUUGUAAAUCGUUAAAAAAAAUUCUAAAAAAAUAUUGUGCAGAGUUUCAAGAACAAUUAGCUGUUGCCGACGCUAAAUUGGGCAAUGCCAUAAAGGAUAAACUUAGUUUGUCUUGUGUCAGCAAUACUGCUAUACAAGAGUUAAUGAGAUGUAUACGAAGUCAAAUCGAUAGUUUGUUGGUUGGACUACCAAAGAAAGAAAUGACAGCAAUGGCAUUGGGUUUAGCACACAGUCUAUCCAGAUAUAAGUUGAAAUUUUCACCUGACAAAAUUGAUACUAUGAUAAUACAAGCUGUUUGUCUAUUGGACGAUUUAGACAAGGAAUUAAAUAAUUAUGUAAUGCGUUGUCGCGAAUGGUAUGGCUGGCACUUUCCAGAACUUGGAAAAAUCAUUAUGGAUAACGUAGCAUUCGUGAAAACGGUAAAAGUUAUUGGAACCAGAGAAAAUACUAGAAACUCGGAUUUAUCCGAUAUAUUACCAGAAGAUGUAGAGGAAAAAGUGAAAGAAGCUGCUCAAAUAUCUAUGGGAACUGAAAUAUCUGAAGAUGAUAUUUUAAAUAUUCAACAUCUAUGUGAUCAAGUUAUCGAAAUUUCGCAAUACAGAGCACAGUUAUAUGAUUAUCUUAAAGCAAGAAUGAUGGCAAUGGCACCAAAUUUAACUGUACUUGUUGGAGAAUUAGUAGGAGCUCGCUUAAUUUCGCAUGCUGGUUCUUUAAUUAACCUUGCUAAACAUCCAGCUUCUACUGUACAAAUACUUGGCGCUGAAAAAGCUUUAUUUCGAGCAUUGAAAACGAAAAAAGAUACGCCUAAAUAUGGCUUAAUAUAUCAUGCACAACUUGUUGGACAAUCUUCGAUUAAAAAUAAGGGAAAGAUGUCCAGAAUGUUGGCGGCCAAAGCAUCAUUAGCAACUAGAGUAGAUGCAUUAGGAGAGGAUGCAAAUUUUGAUCUUGGUGCUGAGCACAAGGUUAAAUUAGAAGCACGUUUGAGAAUAUUAGAAGAAGGAAAUCUUCGCAGAAUAAGUGGAACGUGUAAAGCAAAAGCGAAGUUUGAAAAAUAUCAAGCUAAGAGUGAAUAUGUUCACUAUCCUACAGCUGCCGAUACAACACUUCCAAGUGGAAAAAGAUGGCAUUCAGAAAUUGAAGAUAAAAAACCAUUGAUUGAGGAAAUUUCUGCAACACAAGAUGAAGAAAUACCUAAAAAAAAGAAAAAAAGACAACACAUUGAGAGUACAGAGGAGCUAAUAGUUACACCAGAAGAUAUUCAAGUGAAGUUGGAGGAAGAAAGUACACCAUUGCCGAAGAAGAAGAAAAAGAAAGCUAAGUUCGAGACAAUGGAAGAAGGGUCUUGUAGUACAUCCCUUAUAAAAGACGAAAAAUUAGAAGUUUCCACAACGUUGGAUGAAGAACAAACAAAGAAAAAGAAGAAGAAGAAAGUUAAACCAGAAUUAAAAAGUACAGAAGUUCUUCAAGAGACUAAAGAAAUUGUACUUCCAAGCGAGGAAAGCGGUGAAAAAAAAAAGAAAAAAAAAAAAUCUCAUACUGAAUAAUAUUGUGCACAAAUAUAGUUAAUAUGUUUCCAAAA
Messenger RNA from Colletes gigas, 1902 nucleotides. It is a transcript of the gene nop5, whose product is annotated as nucleolar protein 58. The record is from RefSeq and is a predicted model, not a curated record. The coding region runs from base 122 to 1867 and encodes 581 amino acids. Gene Ontology annotation, molecular function: snoRNA binding. The transcript is spliced from 4 exons. Lineage: Eukaryota; Metazoa; Arthropoda; Insecta; Hymenoptera; Colletidae. Gene Ontology annotation, cellular component: box C/D methylation guide snoRNP complex; small-subunit processome.